Molecule: messenger RNA, 807 nt
Organism: Babesia microti strain RI
Lineage: Eukaryota; Apicomplexa; Aconoidasida; Piroplasmida; Babesiidae
Exons: 2
Coding region: 1-807 (268 amino acids)
Source: RefSeq, a predicted model, not a curated record
AUGGAGCUGCUUUCGGCUGUAAAUACCACUUUUGGUUUACGCACCAGAAUGCGCCAGCUAGUGUCACUUAGUAUGUAUAUGAAUAGUAUUUUCUUCUUGUUUCUAGCUGUUCCAUUAUCUAAUGUCACUGUCACUGGGCUGAACUAUUUCAGACGUUAUCCCAGUAAUCCAUACGAUUCUUAUUCUUUCCAACAAACGGACUCUCACAACACUAAGUCUGAUACAACACAUAAUGAAAAUGAUAAUAAUGGCACCAAACCAGAGUCUGAUAAAUCUAGCAAUGAAUUAGGGCCUAAGAGUGGCAUUAAAGUUCCAAAUCCAUCAGAUUCUGACCAUUCAGGAUCAGCUUCAGAAAAAUCUAACCCAGAAUCCAACGCAACAAAUGUUAAUGAUAAAGAUAAAAAUGUAGAUACGUCGAAAGUCAGCAAUGAAGCUGAUUAUUCCGCUGAGUCGACAACUAAUACAACAGCAGAUGAAAAAAACAAAAAUACCGACGCGCUAGUGGAUAAUGUAAUACUUAACCCUAGCGUCAAUAAUGUAGACUUCACAAUAAAAACACUAAGAAAUGAAACGGGAAAUGCGAUUAAUUCAUUGAAACAUGUAUGCACACAGAUUCAGGAAUUGAUUUCUAUAAUGCCACAGGAUGUAAAAUCAGCAGAAAUUGAGUUGGUUACGCACAAAGUUGUAACAUCGGAUUUAUACAAUGAGUGUGUUAAGCAUCUAACAACAUUGGAGGGAUUUGAGAAUGAUUUGGACAAAUUUGCCACUCAAGCCCAAAUAUCACUCAUGUACCCCCAGUCAACUUAA